Molecule: messenger RNA, 699 nt
Organism: Durio zibethinus
Lineage: Eukaryota; Viridiplantae; Streptophyta; Magnoliopsida; Malvales; Malvaceae
Source: RefSeq, a predicted model, not a curated record
UUGGACUACCUUUAGAUGAUUCUGAUGAUAAUGAUUAUAAUCCUGAUAGUCUAGAAAUCGAUGAGAAGGAUUGGGGAGAUGAGUCAAGCUUUGAUGAAUCCAAUUUCACUUCUAUAUCCAAGAAAUUGGAAGCCCCAACUAAGGUCAACCCAUAUUUGGAGCUUAUUUACGAUGUUGUUUUCUCUUCCUUCAUCCACUCUUUCAGUUGCAGGAAGCCAGAACGGAAGAGCCGAAAAAGCAAUGGCAGUGGAAUUCACAACGAUAAAGUCGCAGUUGAUGGUGCAAGCACCAAAGGUAGUUGAUGCACUACAAUUCUACAAUACCGCGUUUGACACUAUUGAUAAUAGCUAUACUCUUUACCCAAAGUGCAAGGCUGAGCAAGAGCUUCUUCAUAUCCUCUCGGUUCAGUUUGAGCUCGUUGGCUUUACCGUUCUUGUAUCUGACUUCACUGGUAACUCUGCUCUUGUGAAAAGUGAGAAAACUGGAUGUGUGCUUUGCAUCAAGACUAAGGACGUGGAAGCUGUUAUAGCCAAAGUCGUGAGCGCUAGAGCCAUUGUAAAAGACGGUGACGUGUGCUGUGGUGGACACGUGGGCAAGGACAAGGAUCCAUAUGGAUACAGUUGGCUCAUUUGCUUUCUUGCCAAGAAUGUUGCUGAGGUCCCUACAUUGUUGGGAUCUAGCUUCCUUAAAUAUUUUUGA